This is a messenger RNA of Poecilia reticulata (guppy), 5397 nucleotides long. The record is from RefSeq and is a predicted model, not a curated record. NCBI's taxonomy places the organism in Eukaryota, Metazoa, Chordata, Actinopteri, Cyprinodontiformes, Poeciliidae.
UGCGUCAUCUGAACGCGCCGGUAGUGCUCCGCCCGCCCAUGUGAAAACAGAAACAUCUGUGAUGAGAGCGCUCUCAGUCAGAGUGUCAGUACGUCCAGUGGGCAGGAAUGAUUAGGAGGUCGGCGAACGCCUCAUCGGAAUGCCUGCUCGGACCCUCCAGGAUCUGGUGUCCGCCGCAGCCUCUCUGCACCCGGACCGAGCGGCGGUCCUGUAUGACUCCGGCUCGGGAGAGACUCCAGGGUCUCUGCUCUACAGAGAGGUGGUCCAGCUCGCCGAGGAUCUUUCUGCUGCUUUACUCCAGAACUGUUCUCCUCGCGGCGGUGCUGUCGGCCUGUACUGCAGCGAUGAUCUGCUGGUCCCCGCCUGGAUUCUGGGGAUCCUGCAGAGUUCUGCCGCUUACGUCCCCUUGGACCCAGAGGCUCCAGGUCUUCUCACUGCCAGAGUAAUGAGUCAGUGUGGCCUCAAGUACUGCGCUGUGAAACGGGACCUUGUGCAGCGUUUUCGGGAGGCUGUAGUCGAUCACGUCCCUGUGGAGGUUUGCGUGGAGCUGCCCCAGUUCAGGUUGACCUUGAUGCACAUCGAGCCUCGUCCAGUCGCCGAGGACGGACCUCAGAGAGUGGGCGGCUGCGACCCCUCUGAUAAAACCGUUCCCCUGAAGGACUCCGGGCGCCCAGACUUGGCGUACGUCCUGCACACGUCCGGCACGACGGGUCCUCCCAAAACCGUGAGGGUUCCCCACAGGUGCAUCGUCCCCAAUAUUCUGCACCUCAGAUCUCUGUUCCAGAUGAGCGCAGAUGAUGUUGUUUUUCUCGCCUCCCCUCUGACCUUUGACCCGUCUGUAGUGGACAUAUUUCUGGCCCUGUCCUCGGGGGCUCUGCUCCUCAUAGUCCCCUCGGUGAUGAAGAAGAUGCCUGGUCGACUUGCCCAGAUGUUGUUCAAACAUCACCGAACUACAGUUCUUCAGGUCACUCCCACUCUGCUGGUGCGGUUCGGUCCCGGUAUUCUGAAACGGGACGUGCUGUCACCCGGAUCCUCGCUGCGGGUGUUGGCUCUGGGCGGAGAGGCCUGUCCUUCUCCGGCUCAGCUGAGGAGCUGGAAACACGAGGAGAAUAAAACCGCCGUCUAUAACAUCUACGGCGUCACCGAGGUCUCCUGCUGGGCCUCCUGCUACAGGGUACCAGAACCUCAGCUGCAGUGCAGCAGCCUCCCUGCAUUAAACACUGCGGGCCUUUGCAGCUCGGUGUCCUCUGUACCUCUUGGGACUCCCCUGAUGGACACGGUGGUAGAAGUCCGCAAUGAAGACGACUGCGUCAUCACGGAGGGUGAAGGACAGGUGUUCAUAGGUGGAGAGGACAGGGUGUGUCUCCUGGAUGGAGAGGACACUGUUGUCCCUGGAACGAUGAGAGCAACAGGAGACUGGGUGAACGUUAAAGAUGGUCAGCUGUACUAUCUGGGACGGAGAGACAGAAUGAUCAAACGGAACGGGAAGCGAGUGAACUUGGACAGCUUGCAGCAACUAAUCCUGAGUCUGCCUCAGGUGGAAGCCUGUGCUGUGGGUCUCUAUAAAGAAUUUAGACUCCUUGCCUUCGUCGUUGCUUCAGCUAGCGAAGUCCGUCUCCACCAGGGGGCGCCAGAGGGCGCAGGUGGAGAUCUGCAGAGGCUCAUACUGAAGCAGCUGUCUCUGCUGGUGUCCGCUCACUGCAUUCCCGACGCAUUGGUUCUUGUCCCGGCUUUAUCCCUGACUCCUCAUGGUAAAGCAGACAUGAAGGCUCUGAUGAGAAUAUAUGAAAAGCAGAGGGACUGGUUAACGUCGUCACGGCUGGAGGUCGGAAAACUAAAGCAAACUCUUGAGACUCUAUGGCAGGAUACAUUAAGCCUCCCUGCAGAUGCGUCCAUCGAUGAGCGGUCCAACUUCCUGUUCAGUGGAGGGGAUUCCCUGAAGGCACUGCGUCUCUGUGAGGACAUCCUCUCCGCCGUGGGAGUGUCCUCUCCUCGUCUCCUGGAGGUUAUACUGGACAGGUCCUUCUCAGACGUUCUACGCCACGUAACGCAGAUGCUGCCGCCGGAACCGGACGGCUCGUCGUCCUCUAAGAAACGGGCCGCUGAGGCAGCGUCUGCGGUUCCAGCAAAGAAAGGACCUAGACCUGACCGGACACAGCGGGAGACACUCGGGUAUAAAGUCGUGAGACGAGGCGGCGAGGUGCAAGGAACGAACUUCAGGAGCGUAGAUGCUGGUGAAGAAGAACCGCUGGACGGAAAGGACGUCGGCGUUCGCCUCGGUCCGAGCUGGUCCUCGGACACCGGCAGGUGCGUGGACGCCUCCCCGGUGAUUCUGGUCCAGGACAUCGCCAACGAACAAUCCAGAGCUACGGUGUUCAUCGGCUCCCACUCCCACAGGAUCCAGGCGUUGGACCUGGCCGGCGGGAACCUCCUGUGGGAGCGAGUCCUCGGGGACAGGAUCGAAGCGUCGGCUGCCGUGUGUCACUGCGGCUCCCUCGUUGUCGUCGGUUCCUACGACGGCUGCGUUUACUUCUUAUGCACCGACUCGGGAGAGACGAAGUGGGUGUUUAAGACGGAGGACGCAGUGAAGAGUUGUCCUGCUGUGGACCCUCUCACCGGCCUGGUGGUGGUGGGCUCACAUGAUGGACACGUUUACGCCCUGGACCCUCAGCUUCGGCGGUGUGUGUGGAAGCGAGACUGUGGCGGCGGAGCUGUGUUUUCCUCGCCGCACCUUCAGCCGUCUUGUCGACGGCUGUAUGUGGCGACUCUGGGAGGACGACUGCUGUGUCUCAACCUGGACAGCGGGGACAUCCUGUGGUCCUACUGUAGAGACAAACCUUUCUUCUCCUCUCCAAACUCGUCCUGCGGACGCAUUGCGAUCGGCUCAGUGGACGGAAACAUCUGCUGCCUCAGCGACUCCGGGGAACUGCUGUGGCAGUUCCAAACAGAAGCCCCGGUUUUCUCCUCCCCGAGCUUCGUACCGGGACAGCAGAGGCUUCUGUGCGGCUCCCACGACGGCCGCCUCUACUGUCUGAGCUGCACCAACGGCUCUGUAGUUUGGACUUUUCAGACAUCAGGCAAGGUGUACUCCACUCCCUGCGUGUUUCAGGGCUCCUCUGUCGGCCGCCGGGGGGCUCUGGUGGGCCUGGCCUCCACGGAUGGCACCGUCUGGAUCCUGGACGCACGAGAUGGCCGCGUUCUGGCGUCGUCUGCCCUGCCUGGGGAGCUGUUCUCAUCGCCGGUUGUGUGGGAACAGUCGCUUGUGAUCGGGUGCCGUAAUGACUACGUGUACUGUUUGAACCUGACUGGUAAUGUAUAGGGGAUCGUGAUAUACGUCUGCAUUGUUAAAAUAAUAAUAGCAGUGUAGAAAAUGAAGCAAAGAAAGGAGAGCAGGGAGUUGACAAACCUUCUGGAAGGUGUAAAUAAAGGAUGGGGCUGGUUCCUGACCUGAAACUGAGAAGCUGCUCAUUUAUUGGUCUGUUUGAGGUUAUUGUCAUAAUGAAAAGCUCAUUUUGAGGGUUUUUCUCUUUAGGCAAAAGCCAAAAAAAAAAAACCUCAUCAGAAACAUGCUGUGGCUUGAAUUCAGAGUUUGAUCAUUUGAGGUUCAUAAACCUUUAAAGUUUAUUUUUGGGCCAUUUCACCUGCUCAUUUUCAAAAUGGUACUCUCUUCAUACCAUUGUUUUAUUAAUGCUCUGCUAGGCUUCACCUGGGCUUCCCGUAAUUGUUACAGUAUGGAUUACUCCGUAUCUUAUAACUGAUUGAAUAUUGGCAGCAUUUGUUUUUCAUACACGGACACAAUUUUAUUCAUUAGUUAAAAAAAAAGUCUGUUGAACCACUUUUCAAGAGCAAUGUCUGAUUUUAAUUGGUUCAUUUUAAGUAAAAUUGUAUUUCUUACUUUUGUCAGUUUCAAGUUAUGUCAGUGACCAUUCACAGAAGGGCACCAACAACUUUGUCUAUGUGUACAUCUCAUGGUUUUCUAUUACUGUGCUACAAAUACAAGUCAAUUUGCCAUAUAAAAAUUAGCCUUGUUUUUCUGCAAUUCCACUCGAUUCAAAUUUGCCUUCACGGCUCCGCCCGGACUUUCUCCCAUUCAAGUUGAUUUCUGUUCAAUUUCAACUGGGCCAAUCAGCAAACAGGAGAAGUUGUGAACCAUAACAGUGAUUUUCUGCACCGUUUCAGAAUUGUUGUUUUAGAAACGGCAGCGGAGGAAGUGAACAAAGCCGUUCAGUCCGUGUUGCUACACUUAAAAAUGCCGAGUUAACAUUCAAAGCCACCUCAUUGGGAUCAGCACUUCUCUCUUGGCAGCGGAGGAUGGUUGUUUACAGCAAUUUCCGGUAAGCUUCACCGCAUCAAACCAGUGCCUUACAUACGUCACAGGCAAACAUUAGCGAUUGGGUAAAAUGCAAAACCUCGGAGUCCAAUGGUUUCUCAAUAGCUUAGAGCCCAGACUAAGCAAUAAAACCUUUUUUUUUUUUUAUAAACAAAAACCGGCUGUUAUUUUACAAUAAACACAGCAGCCUGUUAGCUCGGUUCAGACAUCAGUAUUUAAUUUACAUUAUUAAUAACAUUUGGAUCUGUUAAAGAACGUUCUCGUGAAUAUCUCUAAGAGGGACAAAAAGUGCAAAUAAUACCAAACAUUUUUUUUGUUUUUGUUUUUACAGAUAACACUGCGUACACUACACUAUUGUGCACGACCAAAGUUAGAAACAAAGCGACUCAGGUUCCUGGGUCUCUUUCAGAGCAAAUACAUACUUACAGAUGAUGGGAGGGAGCGGCGAGAACGAAGAGGUUUUGCUGCGUCAUACGGGAAACGCUUUCAUGUCGUGUGAUCGGGUCCCACUGAAGAAGUAGUGACGGUGUGAGUCUACAGGAGGACAUGCCAGAAGAAUUGUAGCAGGUGUUGGGUUUGUCUCCAAAGUCCAUUUUUACACAGACGCAGCGCUUAAUGUCCUCCACGCCGCGUUUCAAGUCCAGUUUGUUGUUCUGUCACAGUCAUCACGGACACAGUGAGAUUUAUUAUUUCCAGUAUGACUUGAGGAAAAAAAAAACAUUAAAGAAAAAGCACAAUAUUCCCUCCUUACACAACAAACAAGGCUCAGAUAAAAGCUACAAUACAGUUUCAGUGUAGAUAAAUCUGCUGCUGUACAUAAAUAAUACGGAAGAGGGCAGAGGAGGUGCCUGUAACGAGCUUUUCCAGAGGAGCGGCCAUGCUGGGUUGUUAUUUUUCUUUCUCUUUUUUUUUUUUACUGGUAGCCCUUAAAACAUGAUUCAGACGGAUACCCUCUGGUGAUUAAGCGCCGCUGUUCCUCGGAGCACGGAGAUUGUGUCGAGCACACAAUUUAUUACAACCAUGGUGACCCAGUUGGCUCCUACGAUACAAAAAAAAAAAAAAAAAAA